This is a messenger RNA of Nicotiana tabacum (common tobacco), 1626 nucleotides long. Its product is annotated as octanoyltransferase LIP2p, chloroplastic. The record is from RefSeq and is a predicted model, not a curated record. Gene Ontology annotation, biological process: protein lipoylation. Gene Ontology annotation, molecular function: lipoyl(octanoyl) transferase activity. NCBI's taxonomy places the organism in Eukaryota, Viridiplantae, Streptophyta, Magnoliopsida, Solanales, Solanaceae.
UUUACCUUUAAUUCCUUCCUACCAAAAUCACAACCCUCCUCCUUGAAAAAAACCAACAGCGGCGCUCCAUAGCUCCUCUCUUCUUCAACGAAAAACAGCCACCCCUCCGUCUUCAGCAACAGAACUCCCUCCUCUCAACACCUUCAGUUGCCUCAACAGUCCUCUCUCUCGUUUUCUGCGUCGCUUCCGUCAUCGGCGAACUCACCGGAAACACGAGAGUAGCGGCGCCUCAUCUUUUCACAUCUCCGCCAGCCGCCAUCUCUGACCCUCGCACCCAUAUCUCACUCUCGCCUGAUACACACGUACUCAAGAGCUUACAUAAAUGGGCUGGGAAUUUGAAAAGUCUAAAUCUCUGAUUUGAAGAACAAAACAAUAAAAAGGGAAAGAAAAAAGGAGUCCGAAAUUGCUCAAGUUGGUUACUACUGGUUUUCGAAUUUAUUUCUCGGAGUUUCUGGAUAUCUGUUUGUGUAAAAGUGCUGGGAUUUCGCUGAGCUGAGCUGCUGCUGAUUCUUGACUCGUUAAUUUCGCCCCUGUUUGGUUUUCUCUUCAUCGAACUUAAUUCUAGAGGAACUAGCUGUUUCCGGCUGGAUUAGGCUCUCAAUUUUGUUAUCUCAGCUUAAUCGGAAAUGAUUGUUUUGGCAAGUUCAGUGUUUUGCUCAGCCCCAACAUGGCCACUGUGCAACCCAUCAGAGAGCAAGCAACACUCUAGUACACCCAUCUUUAGGAGGCUGACUUUAACAAGAUGUCAAGCCAAAAGAUGCUGUGAUUGUUAUGAUAUGUACAAAGAGCUAGUUCCAUAUGCCAAUGCAUGGUCUUGGCAAAAGGCUAUUGUGGACAAGAGGAAAGCACAAAUUGAAAGGAAUGAGGAUCUUGCGGACACACUCAUUGUAUUGCAGCAUCAGCCGGUUUAUACAUUGGGUACUGGUAGUUCUGAGGAGAAUCUACAUUUUGACAUAAAGAAUGCUCCUUUUGAAUUGUAUCGAACAGAACGUGGUGGUGAAGUGACUUACCAUGGCCCUGGUCAGCUAGUUAUGUACCCAAUCAUCAAUCUCCGAUAUCAUAAGAUGGACCUUCAUUGGUACCUCAGGAGCCUUGAGGAGGUGAUUAUACGAGUUCUUUCUUCAUCAUUUUCUAUGGAGGCUUCCAGAAUUGACGGUUUAACUGGUGUUUGGGUCGAGGGUCGCAAAUUAGCUGCAAUUGGUAUUAGAGUAUCUCAAUGGGUCACGUAUCAUGGCCUAGCGCUGAAUGUCACCGCAGAUCUGGCUCCCUUUCAGCAGAUAGUUCCAUGUGGGAUCCGUGAUCGUCAAGUUGGAAGCAUAAAGGGAUUACUGAAGGAGUUCUCAGUCUCUAAUGGCUGUGGUACAGAAAACCAUCAAGACACUGAUGAUUUCCAACUUAUUGAUAUUGCUCAUAGAUCUUUAGUUAAGGAGUUUUCUGAAGUUUUCCAAGUUGAUAUCCAUGGUAAACCUAUACCUGUUUUAACUUCUUUUAGAGAAAGCCCUUCUCCUGGCUUGAUUAAGGAUAUGACUUAUUCUUGAAGGGUGAAUUAGUCAUGAAAUUUUACAAAGAAUUAUCAGAUUUGAUGCAAUUUUUUCUUUUCAAGUGAUUUGGUCUGAUUGAUCUAAA